GCUGGUAUCGAACUUGCCGAUUCUUCUCUUUGCUCAGGCCAGUGACUUGCAUCCUCUGUUCUAUCCUUUCGGUCCCAUCAAGGAGGUGAAGCUCAUGGAUUCUGCUAUGCUCGGCAAUGGAACCACAACCGCUCUAGUCGAAUACGUGAAUGUCUUCGAUGCUCAGGAAGCCAAAGACGCACUUCAACGACAGUUCUAUGGGACCUCACGCCCGGAAGUCCGAUUCAUCCAAGACAAUAUAUAUCCGGUUAAUUCUACUGCUGCUGCGUAUGCCCAGUCUCCCAUGCUACCGAAAACAUCUGAUGCCGGCCUUAAUCCUUGUGCUGCUCCUUUCGUCUUUGGAUCCCGCCACUUGCCACCCUUGGCUUCUGGUCUUAGCGCCGUUGCGCACGAUUCAUUUGUCAACGACCUCAAUCUUGCCAAUAGACCGUCUUUACAUUUGCUAACUCCAGCCGAGUAGACCCUCUGCUCGCAGCUCCGAAUCUUACCCAAACCUUAUCUUGUCAUCAAGGAGACCU
This is a messenger RNA of Suillus fuscotomentosus, 518 nucleotides long. RefSeq lists its product as uncharacterized. The coding region runs from base 95 to 460 and encodes 121 amino acids. The transcript has a single exon. NCBI's taxonomy places the organism in Eukaryota, Fungi, Basidiomycota, Agaricomycetes, Boletales, Suillaceae. The record is from RefSeq and is a predicted model, not a curated record.